Molecule: messenger RNA, 1158 nt
Organism: Mucor mucedo
Lineage: Eukaryota; Fungi; Mucoromycota; Mucoromycetes; Mucorales; Mucoraceae
Product: phosphatidate cytidylyltransferase
Exons: 6
Coding region: 1-1158 (385 amino acids)
Cellular component (GO): endoplasmic reticulum membrane
Molecular function (GO): phosphatidate cytidylyltransferase activity
Source: RefSeq, a predicted model, not a curated record
AUGAUUGCCCUCUUUUUUCUGAUUUUGGCGUCGGGAUAUAUCUGGGCGAUUAUCAUGGUGAUGAUUAUUACGGUGUUGGUGUAUCGAGAAGUGAUUCAAAUAGCGUAUUUAUCAGCCAAAGGCAACAUGCGGUGGUUCAAGUCCAUGAGCUGGUAUUACUUGAUUACAACGGAAUAUUUCUUGUAUGGAGAAUCCAUCAUUUAUUAUUUCAAGGAAAUUGUGAUGGUAGAUGCUUUUUUAUUACCAUUUGCCACACAUCAUCGAUUCAUUAGUUUCGUUCUUUACGUCAUUGGCUUUGUAUUUUUCGUCAUGAAUUUAAAAAAAGGAUUGUACAGACAACAAAUGUCCCAAUUUGGUUGGACCCAUAUGGCCAUCUUUUUAAUUGUCUUUCAAGCCCAUUUUAUUGUGGAUAAUAUAUUAGAAGGAUUGAUCUGGUUUGUAUUACCUGCAGCGCUUGUUGUCUGUAAUGAUAUAUUUGCCUAUAUCUGUGGUUUCUUUUGGGGACGCAACCAAUUAUUACUCUUGUCUCCGAAAAAGACAGUAGAAGGAUUUGUUGGUGGUUGGAUCUGUACCAUGAUCUUUGGUUUAUUGUGGACAACCUUGCUGAUGCGUUUUAAUUACAUGAUUUGUCCUGUAAAGGAUUUAUCCUUGUCUGCUUGGUCCAACAUUGAAUGUGAACCUGUCAAUCCAGUAUUUGUCUCAAUCCCUUGGAAGUUACCCACCAUGUGGAUUGCUCUUGGAAAAGCCUUGGAAUUCACGCAUAUCUGGAUUGCACCUAUUCAAUUACAUACAUUGGUGAUGUCUUGUUUUGCAUCCUUAAUUGCUCCAUUUGGAGGUUUCUUUGCAUCUGGUGUAAAGAGAGCAUUUAAUAUCAAGGACUUUGGAGAUACCAUCCCGGGUCAUGGAGGAUUAACGGAUCGUAUGGAUUGUCAGUUCCUGAUGGGAUUAUUUGCAUUCAUGUAUUACCAGAGUUUUAUCAAGAUGCAUCAUAUCUCUGUAGGCACCAUCCUAGCCUUGGUCAUAAAUAACCUGUCCUCCAAGGAACAAUUGGAACUCUUGGAGAGACUUCAAACCUAUCUAGUAAAUCAAGAUCAACUUCACUCACAAAUUGAAAAUGUCAUUUCCAGAGCCCAAAACUUAAUUUCUGGAACCACAUAA